AAAAAUGUGCAGAACAGCCAUAAUGUGAGCCAAAAUGAUUUUUUAAAGUCUUACUCUGAUAUUUCGUUUUUGCACGAUAGUGGUAAUUAAUUUUUAAUUUUAUUUGUUUGAAAAUGGAUAACUCUUGUAAGAAAGGGGAUCAUAGAAUUUAAUAUUUUCAUUAAACUUUAGAGUGAACAUUUUUGAAAUUUCAGAAUUCUUAGAAAAAAAUUGAAAUUAUUCACAUGAACAACCCGUCACCAAUACGUUACACAUCGCUGCUUAAACCCACGUAUUAACAUGUUCUAAUGUCUACCGGAAACCCAUAGACACCCAAAAUCGACAAAUAAUAUAUACGUUGGCUCUCCCUUUUUCACUAUUUUGUUCGAUUGUUCCAAUUGAUGCAAUUAGGUUUUGAGUCACCAGUGAAAAACACCACGCCGUAAAUACGGUGAAAUUCUUUUUUAAUUUUCUAGAAAUUCGACUACAAUGAAUUUUCUGGCAUUGAUUAUUAUUCUCAUUCUUCCGAUUUCAAUAUUAUCAACUCAACAUCGAACAUGUCGAAGAUCAUUUCAAUGUCUAACAAAUGAAGUAUGUCAUCAUGGUUAUUGUCAAUCAUUUGAUGACAAUCGUUGUAUAACAUCUCAAUUCUGCCCUCGAAACUUCAAAUGUAUCAAUGGAAACUGUGAAAAGCAUAAUGGAUCUAGUCAUUUCUUAUUUGGAUCAGCAAUGUAUUGUUUCACAAGUAUGCAAUGUCCAUUUAGGAUGUACUGCUCACGUGGUCAUUGUGUUUGAUUUUCAAUUUGGGAAAUGAAAAUAAAUGGUUUUCUGUUGAA
Messenger RNA from Caenorhabditis elegans, 815 nucleotides. It is a transcript of the gene F36F2.8, whose product is annotated as EB domain-containing protein. The record is from RefSeq and is marked reviewed. NCBI's taxonomy places the organism in Eukaryota, Metazoa, Nematoda, Chromadorea, Rhabditida, Rhabditidae. The coding region runs from base 469 to 774 and encodes 101 amino acids. The transcript is spliced from 2 exons.